UCAAGAGGCGCGCGGCUGGGCGGCGGCGGAGGGGGACAGCGCGCGGGGGGGGAUGAGCCUCCACACCGACACACUGAGGAGAGGAGGCAGGACCAUGGCGGCCGUCUGACAGUCCUCACGCCGCCGGGAGAAAAAAAAGAACAUCUGCUGCGGGCCUCAGACCCCAGCCCCCAGUUACAGGUGUCCCCGCCCCUCCAGGUCCCGCCAUGGGGAAGGACUACUACCAGACCCUGGGGAUCCCCAAGGCCUCCAACGAGGAGGAGAUCAAGAAGGCGUACCGCCGCAUGGCGCUGCGCUUCCACCCCGACAAGAACAAGGAGGCCAACGCCGAGGACAAGUUCAAGGAGGUGGCCGAGGCGUACGAGGUCCUGAGCGACCCCAAGAAGAGGGCGGUCUACGACCAGCUGGGGGAGGAAGGCCUGAAGACGGGGGGUAGUGGCUCCUCCGGGGCCCCGGGGGGCUCCACCUACCACUACACCUUCCACGGAGACCCCCACGCCACCUUCGCCUCCUUCUUCGGGGGCUCCAACCCCUUCGACAUGUUCUUCGGCUCGCGGACCCACGGCCACCCGGGCCGGCCCAACGGCUUCCCGUUCCAGGGGGGGGGCGGGGGGGGGGACCACCACCACGUCCACAACGAGGGCGAGCAGGACAUGGGCGACCUCGACGAGGACGACCCCUUCGGACACUUCCGGCAGUUCGGCUUCCCCACGGCGGGGGGUCUGAACAACGGGUUCCCGCCCGGCGAGGGCCGGCGGAGACGCGGGGGAGGGGGCCACUCGGACCGCCUGGGGACGCACCGGCGGCAGCAGGACCCCCCCGUGCUGCACGAGCUGAAGGUCUCCCUGGAGGAGGUGUUCCACGGCUGCACCAAGCGCAUGAAGAUCACACGGCGCCGCCUCAACCCCGACGGCCGCAGCUCGCGCACCGAGGACAAGAUCCUGAACAUCGUCAUCAAGAAGGGCUGGAAGGAGGGCACCAAGAUCACCUUCCCCAAGGAGGGCGACGAGACCCCCGACAACAUCCCCGCCGACAUCGCCUUCGUGCUCAAGGACAAGGGCCACGCCCACUUCCAGAGGGACGGCUCCAACAUCGUCCACAGCUGCAAGGUCACCCUUAAGGAGGCUCUGUGUGGGUGCACAGUCAGCAUCCCCACCCUGGAUAAGCGUGUCAUCGCGCUGCCCUGCCAUGACAUCAUCCGCCCGGGCACGGUGAAGCGGCUGCGGGGGGAGGGGCUGCCCUUCCCCAAGAACCCCUCGCAGCGCGGCGACCUCAUCGUGGAGUUCUCCGUCCACUUCCCCGACCGCAUCCCGCCCCAGUCCCGCGAGAUCAUCCGACAGCACCUCCCUCAGUCGUAGAACACGACGCACACACAGGCACACAGGAACACACACCGGACCACCCCCCAUCUCCACCCCCCCCCCCACGAGGACAAGGACGCGCCCGAAC
This is a messenger RNA of Gadus morhua (Atlantic cod), 1449 nucleotides long. It is a transcript of the gene dnajb5, whose product is annotated as DnaJ heat shock protein family (Hsp40) member B5. The record is from RefSeq and is a predicted model, not a curated record. The transcript has 4 exons. Gene Ontology annotation, molecular function: protein-folding chaperone binding. Lineage: Eukaryota; Metazoa; Chordata; Actinopteri; Gadiformes; Gadidae. Gene Ontology annotation, cellular component: cytosol. Bases 207 to 1358 code for a protein of 383 amino acids.